GACUGACUUAUGUUUCUCAACCAAUGUUUGAACAGUCGCUGCAUCUUUAUGCAUGAUCGUUCCCUUUAAACACUUCAAAGGGUUGAGGAACACUCACGUCGAGUCUCCAAAACCAGAAUACACCCAGACGUUCGAUUCAUCCCAAUCUACAGAUGUGGUUUCCUGUCGUGUUGCUACUCAUCGUUUCGUCUGUGCUUGCAAUUGAAAUUGGAGAUGAUCUCAGCUUCCAAUUGGAUUUGAUUAAGCAUCAACCGUGCAAUCGUGGUAGCAAUGCUAAAUGGACAAAAAAGUUGGAGUUCGAGUCAGGCACCGACAAGAAAGGCCCAAAGCUGGAACCAAUUGCUGAUCGACCGAAUUGUUACACUAUUGGAGGAAAAGUGGAUGUGUUAGAGGAUUUCCACGGCGAAUUCUCCAUUUAUCUUGAGCUGCGUAAUACUGCCAGCAAGAGGCAGGUACCAGAAAGUUGCGUCAAGCAGGGAGCUGAUGGUUGUGGUGGAUUCGGCUCUUGUUUGUACUGCAACGCCUGCAAAACAUUCGGCGACAACAUUGGAGUGCAAGCACAGCUGCUUUUAGAUGGAAACCCCAUCAAGUGUUCUGAUGGCUUGGCGAAAGGAACGUACAACAAUCUGAAACUUGCCUUCUGCCUACCAAAAAUGGAAGAUAUUCUUCGUUCACAAGGUCUCACGAAGGAAACCUUCCUGCAACUUGUUCGCAGUGACGAUGGUCAAUCUGUUCGUUCAAUGGGCAUAUUUGCCACAGUGUAUAUCUUCGACACAGAUGUGAGCAAGCAAAUGCAAACACAGGCUCGAAUUGAGAGCGUCUAUCGCAAAACCAAGAAAAGCUUCUUCAAGGAUGAGCCGCUUCCCGCUGACGUCUACUGGAGUCUUCCUUUCAACAUGAUGAUAAAGAACCAGCAAGUUUUCGUCGCUUGUCACAAGAUUUACGGCAAUCUCAAAAUCAACCAGCACUAGCACCCUAGCACUCACGUGGUAUUUCUAUCACUAUCGUCUUGCACUUGUUUGUACAUACGUUAAUCACAGUAGUGGAUUUGAAUGAAGA
Cylicocyclus nassatus is the source of this 1059-nucleotide messenger RNA. Lineage: Eukaryota; Metazoa; Nematoda; Chromadorea; Rhabditida; Strongylidae. The record is from the annotation of a GenBank genome assembly.